Messenger RNA from Puccinia graminis f. sp. tritici CRL 75-36-700-3, 5561 nucleotides. RefSeq lists its product as hypothetical. NCBI's taxonomy places the organism in Eukaryota, Fungi, Basidiomycota, Pucciniomycetes, Pucciniales, Pucciniaceae. The coding region runs from base 1395 to 5561 and encodes 1388 amino acids. The record is from RefSeq and is a predicted model, not a curated record. The transcript is spliced from 5 exons.
CACAGUCCCAGACCGACCCCUUGCCAUAUAUAGCUCAUGAGUAAGGCAGGGUAUACAUAAACAGAUCAGCUGCUGAGAGUCGAGAAGUUGAUUAAUGGAUAGUAUGUAAACCCAUUGCGCCCGCGAUGCAUGCACAACACCCUAUUCUCUUUUUACUUUUUUGUGCGUGUAUCAAUAUAGUAAUAUGAUGUAUUCCCUUCUCCGUUAAAACCAACAGAAUUAUAGUGGCAUGUGGAUGGAUCCACUUUGACAGAGAGUACAUAUAAAUGUGUAGAAGGGUAAUCCAGACGAUUCUAAGGAUUGCACGGCUCAAAUCUCUCGGCUGAUCACAUACAUGGUUCGCAGAAUGUACUAGGCUUUUCUAAUUUUAUCCUGUAUCUGUAUUGGGGUUCCUCUUCUUACUGUGGACUCUCAAAUAUUACUUGUGAUCAAGCUGAGGACGAGGAAGAGGAGGUCGGCAAUUCAUCGAAGUCGACUGGUCGGUAAAGAAUGUAAGUAAUACUUUGCCCUUAUAAUAUCCUCCUCAAUCAUCCCACUUACAGCAAUCCGACCUGGUUGUCCACUCUGAACACGACCUGGGGCUAUUCGGGACCUUUGAGGUGCUGAAUAUAAAUAAGAUCCACUCUCGGAAAGGGCGUCACUAUAAAUAUCUAGCGCGCAUACCUCCUCACAAGAGCUAGUAGUAAUGUUCUCAAUAAGGCUGACCUAGGUUGGCCCUAGUCUCGCUUAUCUGCUAUUCAGCCGGUGCAUUCGCCUAUUACCUGGACUUGUGUAUUGAUUCCUUCGAGCAUCAAUCUCUAAUCAACGUUACGCCUUGUUUUGGCAACAGGAUGAUGCCUUCAGCUCACACUAUCCGGUCCGCCAUGACAGAGUGGCCGGGUUUCUUGGGUAAAGGCGUCUAGCUGUCGCACUGCAUCUUCCAGAACCGAGCCCGUGGUGUGGAUUAUGUACAUGUUUCCUUCAACAUAAAUCUAAUUUAUUAUUUAUGUACACCCUUUUCAGCAGUUUCCUGAAAAAUUCUCCCUCAAUACUCACAACUUGAACAUCGCCUGAGUCUCCCAAUACCUAAGCUACUCCCGAGCGGCCUUCUCGAAGGACUUUAUUAUAGGCGCAACACCACUUCCUUCCAUUUCUCUCUUCUUUUCUUUUCUCUUCUUGUGCUUCCACCACCAGUAACACCGCCUCCAGAUAUAUCUGUCCCACAUAUCUAUCACAACUAAUCACGAUCCUUAUCCAUCAUUCAUUAUACUCCAACGCUUGUUGAUAGCUGGUUGGCUCUCCAAGCUUGUAUUUCUCGAGGAUUAAUCGACAUCCGCCAAUUCACGCUUAUAACACCCAGAGGAUUAACCAUUAUUCCAAUUUCCUCCACGGUAGAUCUCGGCUUGACCGUCGAAAUGGCUGAUGCCGUCUCGCUGUGUCAUCUCCCAUCUUCCUUCGACUAUUCCGCCCCGUCCUACCCUUCGCACCUCCAACCUGCCACUCUAACUGAGCUGGACACCCGCGGCGAGACGCCAAGCGGAUUUGAUGAGAGUAACUGUAGUAGUCAGUCCUCGGUGGAAGAGGCUGGCUUGACUUCCGAGCCUUCAGCGGAUAUCUCACGCCACACCAUUCACGUCAUAUCUAAUUCUCCAGACAGUGGAAGUCAGACCUCGUCGCUUGAUUCUUCAUCUCCCCAGCCCCUACGAUGCAUAACAGCUACUCCUCUUACAGCCUCACGAGCAGAUUCCUGUGAGAUUCCCUCUCAUUUGGGCUCACCGGUUGCUCUGACAGAUCCCGAGGGGUCUGCCGCUGGCUCGUCUUUCCCCCUAUUGUGUUCCUCGCCAAUUCAGGAGACUUUCGAUCUAACAGCGGAGCGGCCACUAGUGUCCAACCGCCGUUCCCGCUGGCUCAGCACCGGAAAUCGCUCACCGGCCAUUCAAGAGCUAGGCCUCGAAUUUGAGAGCAUGGAACAUGCGCUAUCAACCAUGCCGGGCUUUAAAGGCCACCAUGCCUCCAAGUCCACCACUACCACCACCGCCACUACCACCACUACAGGGAGUCGUCUGAAGCAGGGCGACCCUUCACUCUCCAGAUUGAAGAGCACAAUGUUUUCAUCUAUGAACAAGUCUGAACCAAACCUCGCCAAUCCUGAGGGCGGGAGAUCGCUUCCAGCCUACGAUAUCCUCCCCGGCUCUCGAACAUCGGGCCAUUCUAAAAAUCUCCGACCUUCUCAACAGUUGAGCUUGUCCUCAGGAAAAGCUGGCCAUACUGACGUGGUAGAAAUACCACGCAGCCUUCAAUCCGGCAAUCACCCGUCGAUCCGAUCCAUCUUCAAUCAAACUUCUCGCCGCAUCUCUGAAUUCACUUCUCGCCUCAAUGGUCCCAACCAUUCGUCGCAAGGUAGUCUUGCUUCAGGCCCAUCUCCGCCAGAGUGCAUGCCGCCUGCUCUCAGAUCCCCGGUGAUCGUUAUUGACUCCCAGCACAAUGGUACCCAACUCAAUCCAGAUGACCUUCCGCGCGUCAGUCUGGCGCCAUUACAGCGGACACCACAUCAUCACCAGGAAGAACUUCCGGAUAUCUCUCAGACCUCACCGCAUGCUGAUAAUCCUCAAGUUUCAAACAAGGUUAAGCGAAGUAAUGCUCGUGUCCACUCACCCAACUUUUACCAGUCUCUCAAGUCAAGAUGGAAACCGGACUCGCUACCUGCCCAAGACCUUUUUGCGAAUAUCUCCACAGUACCAUCGACAUCCAGGAAUUCAACAAAGACGUAUUCGAACUUUGACAAAAUGAAGCUCGAGCAUGAGAAUCAGGAUUUUCUCAGUGAAUCCCAAGCCGCCAAUACCUCUGAUGAUUUCCUCAAGGGCAGCUCAGAAGGGAAAGAUGCUGGAAGCUCAGCCCAUCCUGAUUCAGGUCUAACGGGCGAGCUCAGUUUACGGGCCGCCCAUGCCACUCCAGCAUCUAGAUUGCGUGCCUUUUCUACCUCGAGCCACAAAUCUGAUCUCGCAUCCAUUCCGCCUGUUCAACCGACAGAAAAGCAGCAGUCCCAAGCAGUGUCAGCCUCCGAAGACAACCCGCCCACCGUGGUGCCUUCUGAUGCGGAGCAUACUGCUGACGGGGUCAUGCCUACUGUAUCUACAGUCGGGUCCAACCAACGGAAUCCAUCGCCCGGUUUUGGUGGCGAAAAAUCGGCGGAGGGCAUCCCAACGACAUGCAGCAUUGAAGCCGACGUCCCUAGGAUACCUGUGCCACAACCCUUGCUUCAAGACAGUCGUGGAUUUGCGAGGCAGCACGCUUUCUCAGAACCUCCCAAAAGGCUUCUGCCAAAAUUGCCCCCAACGGCUACCAAACUAGCCAGGAAUGGAGCAGAAUGUGAGAAUCCGCAACUAAAGACACUGCUGAUGCCAUCUGCCGAGGAAUCGUCACCCAUACUCCAUGAUGGCCCUUCAAUGCUAAACGCAGCUCAACCCGGAGCUUCAACCCCGGAUCCAAAUGACGGCCUCCUGCAAUGUUCCGCAGUGUCUACUUCACGCCAAACCCCUAUCAAUCAAAUCAAGGCACCGACGACAGUGGUAGCCAAGCCAGAGUCAAUGACCAUUGCAGAAGGCUUACAUCACAAACACCACCUCAAUUUUGCUGCCCGGAGGUCAUCUAUAAGUAUGGUUCUUAAACGGCCCGAUUCGUUGGAUGCUUCCACCCCAAUCAUCUUUCAAGGAAUCUGGGAGAGGGAGUUGGAAGAAAAUGAACGCAAAUGGAAGCGGCUCGCGCGUAUGAGUAGCAGUCAGUCAUCCUCUCGCUACUCAACCGAAUCUUACUCCGAAAAGGACAACACAAAUCAGACGCACGGCGAACGAGCCCCCUUCAUCACUGGGGGAUCUCUGAGGCAUUCAUCGAGUAGAACUUCCCAGCAUCUUAUAAGACUCGGUCGAAAGUUAAGUCAAAACAAAGCAGACCAUCACACUAAAAGCCAAUCCCAAAGCGACGUAUUGGAUCAAGUGUGGGACUCCUUCAAGUGCGAGGCUGAACUGAGUCUCAGUGAUAUCAACUGUGAUAGGUCUAUCAUUGACGACUCUUCAAGUAGUCCCGGUUGCCCAAACGAUCUUCCAGGCCUGCAUGAAAUCACCUUCAACGACCAUUUCGAGCGCGCACAUGCUGCUGAAGAUUCCGAAAGCCUUGCCCGUCAAGAUUCUAAACCUAUUGGGUUGGGCUUGUUCCAUCCAUGUGACCCCCCGAUCGGGGCUACUUUUCCCAUUCAAGACGAAUACUCACCUAUCACUAAUGCCAAGCUGAAAAAACUUUCCCUAUUGUCCACUCGAGCUUCUUGGGGCACCUCAGACGGUUCACGAGAAAGGCGAAGGCGACCUGAAAGUAAAGCUACCGUUGACCUGCCUGACACAAAUUACUUUGAGCGCAAUCCAACGUCGCUAGAUCUGUCGCUCUUGGACGCUUUUCCUGCACCUCCCCGUAGUCAUCGAUCGAGCCAAUCUUCUUCAUCAUCGCAUUCAUUGAAGGCUCUCAAAUCGACUGACAUACCAAAAAAGAACCCAAGAGAUGGCGCUAAGACACCUACGGCCCAAGCCCCAGAAGCCACGAACGAGCGACGUUCUCCCGAGCGCAAGGUCGCUUCUUCUGUUCAACGUCAAAAAUCAACCGAGGAGAAUUCCCGGAAGAGUCCGAUAUCAUUCGUGCUCACCUCCUUCUCUAAUCGGCCACGUGCACAAACUUCGGUGCGCUCGCCCGUCCCGCCCCCUUUGAAUCUGAAUUCUGCCCCUUCAUCCAAUCCAAAUCAUCGGCGACGGACCAUGACCUCACAUAUGAGCAACCCCGGUAAUAGCGGGACCGAGACAAUACCACCUGUACCCUUCUUACAUGUUCCCAAUACUGCCCCCCUCGCCUCCACUACCGCUAUGUCGCAUGAUCGGGAUAAGGCUGCUGGGGGAGCUCUUUCUCCUGAUAUCACCCGGCCGAACUUGUCGAACGAAAUCAAGAGCUCUAAAAUUGGCACGGGUGGUCUGACUCCUAAGCGCCCCAGUCUUUUGAUCCGACCCAGUCUGCGAUCACCACAUCGAGCAGGGAUUCGGAUGGCCCCUUUCCGAAGCGGAGAAACAAGCCUGUCUCCGAAAUUACCUGCCGCCUAUUCUCCAGGUAUCUUGUCUCCUACCGUCCGACCUAUUCCUCAUUCGAUUCAGCAGACCACGAACGGGUUGAAUCAUUCGAUCGAGCAGGCUGGUUACUUUUCUUCCCCACACGCCUCAGUUGGUUCGUCUACGGGAACUGCAUCGACAAGCUCAACAGUGCCUUCACCGGCCACGCCCACCUCGUUGGGUAUGGCUUACAACAGUCGGAUUCCAUCUGUACCGAUGUAUCACGCCUCCAACUUCACUUCAGGCUUGAGAUCGCCCAUCAAAUCCACUCAUCCAGAUAAUCCAAGAUACGUGAUGAUCGACCAGACCCCUAAAUAUUCUGCGGGGGCGCGUGGACCCCCAGAGACCAUCAAAGCCACUCGUGUUUAUCGGCCCGAGCUGUUAAACUCUAGCCCCCUGGCCGAGUCGACCGAACAAGUCAGCUAUGGGAUGGCCCUAUAA